GACAGCUUUUCCUUUAAUAAACGAUAUUUCUUAGAGUGUAAUUUGGUAACCCUAAUUCGUAUGUAUACAUUUCUUCUAGGCUGCCGCGUGCAUUGAGUAUUAGUUAAGCGCUGUUGCCAUGGCUUGCGGCGCACUAAAAUUUGGCCUAAGACAAAAUUUGAGCUCUCUGCUGGCCUCCAAGCACCAGAGCAGUGUAAAUAAGAGCCGCCUCAGCCCGCCCCUGCGCAACUGGCAUGCGAGUGUCCUGAAGACGGACUAUCGCAAGGUUUGGGAUCCGAAGUACAACAAGGGCACCGCCUUCACUCACAAGGAGCGCCAGAUAUUGAACAUAAUUGGCCUCUAUCCGAGCUGCCAUCGCACCGAGAAGGAGCAGCUCUUUGCCGUCUACACGAACUUCAAGGCGCACAAGACCAAUCUGGGCCGCUACAUUUAUCUGCGAGCGCUGCGCGCCCGCCAGGAGCGUCUCUAUUACAGGUUCAUCAUCGAUCGCAUCGAAGACGUGAUGCCCAUCAUCUACACGCCCACGGUGGGCAUAGUCUGCCAGAACUUCAGCCACAUCUACCACACGUCCAUGGGCCUGUAUGUCAGCAAGUACGACAAGGGGCACAUGACGCACGUGCUCAACAACUGGCCGGAGACGGACAUACGGGCCGUGUGUGUGACCGACGGGGAGCGCAUCCUCGGGCUGGGCGAUCUGGGCGCCAAUGGCAUGGGCAUAUCGGUGGGCAAGCUGGACUUGUAUACGGCACUGGGCCGGAUUCCGCCGCAGUAUCUGCUGCCCGUGGUGCUCGACGUGGGCACCAACAAUCAGCAGUUGCUGUGCGAUCCCAUGUACAUCGGGGUGCGCGAGGAGCGGUGCAAGGGCGAGGAGUACGAUGAGUUGGUGAACGAGUUCAUGCAGUCGGUCGUGAAGACCUUUGGCGUGCAAACGCUGAUUCACUUCGAGGACUUUGCCACGCCCAAUGCCUUUAGGUUCAUCAAGAAGUACCAGAACGAGUACUGCUACAUCAACGACGACAUCCAGGGCACAGCCUCCUGCGGCCUGGCCGGCUUCCUCGCCGCCGAGCACAUCACCAAGAAGCCGCUGAACGAGCACGUGAUCAUGUUUGCUGGUGCCGGCAGUGCAGCGCUGGGCGUGGGCAAUCUGCUGCUCAAGGAGCUGCUGAGCCGCAAGAUCACGGAGGAGGACGCUGUCAAGAACAUCUACUUCAUCGACGUCGAUGGCAUUGUGACCAAGGACAGAAAGAAAUUCAUCAUACCAGACAUCAAGCGCUUCGCCAAGGACUUGCCGCCCGAGAAGAAUCUGGAGAAACUGGUGGAGGAUCUGAAGCCCUCCAUUCUGCUGGGCGCCACUGGCCAGGGCGGCAUCUUCACGGAGAAAAUUCUACGCAGCAUGGCCAAGAACCACAAGCAUCCAGCGAUUGUGGCCUGCUCCAAUCCCACCAACAAGUCCGAGUGCACCGCCGAGCAGGCCUACAACUUCACAGAGGGUCGAGCAUUGUAUGCUUCGGGUUCGCCAUUUCCGCCAGUUGUGAUUAAUGGCAAGCGGCUGACGCCGUCGCAGGCGAACAACGCUUUCUCCUUUCCGGGCGUGGCCCUGGGCGUUCUCUGCACCAAGCCGCACACGAUCACGGACGAAGUGUUCCUGGUGACAGCGCAUGCGAUUGCCGAAUAUGCCCGAGAGUUUGCGCCCAACGAGAACGCGCUCUAUCCCCCCGUCAAGGAGGCCGCUAAUGUUGCCUUCCAUGUGGGCGUGGCCGUGGCCAAGCACAUCAUCAGCUGCGGCGCGGCCACCAUCUACCCGAUACCCAAGGACAUCACCAAGCACGUGAAGGACUAUCAGUAUUACACGGAUCUCGGCACGGCUCUGCCCUCGGUGUGGCCGUACCCAGAGCUGGCUCGCCUGCCACUGCCAGACAGAGAUGAGGACACGGAGUGCGCGGACUGAGGAGGCGUGUGUAUGUAUUAUUUAUUAUAUAUAUAUAUGACUUGUUUCACCUGAGCCAACAGAAAAGAGGCAAGCUCAGGGACGUUAGAAAAUAGAUAAUAAUAAUAAAGAGAUUAAAGUUUA
Drosophila navojoa is the source of this 2071-nucleotide messenger RNA. Its product is annotated as NADP-dependent malic enzyme. Gene Ontology annotation, cellular component: mitochondrion. Gene Ontology annotation, molecular function: malate dehydrogenase (decarboxylating) (NADP+) activity; NAD binding. NCBI's taxonomy places the organism in Eukaryota, Metazoa, Arthropoda, Insecta, Diptera, Drosophilidae. Gene Ontology annotation, biological process: pyruvate metabolic process; malate metabolic process. The record is from RefSeq and is a predicted model, not a curated record.